AUGGCUACGGUUUACGGUGACGGCGUUCGCCGGAAGAAAAUAGCAACCUAUGGCAAAACCGCUCGAAAGCGCAUACCAGAAUUCAACUUCUCAUCAGCCUCCCAAAAAUCGCAAUCGCAAACGCAAACGCCAGAGGUGGAAGUGGAACUGGAAGCUGAAACCGAAUCAGAAGUGACUGCGCCUCUGGCAAAGCGUCCCACGCAUUCCCCAAAUGUGAACGGAUUUCACCAAAGACCGUCAUCAAGGACGCCGUCAUCUGCCUCGCCAGUACGCGGCGGCGACAUUUUCGAUGUGCCUUCAAGUGACGAGGAAGUCUUUCCCACCCCGCGCAAGCUGGCUCCCAAAGUCAGCAAGAAGACGACGGUAGAUCGGCUACCCAAAAAUGCGAAUCCUAAAGAAGUGCCAGAAGUAAGAGCAGAAAAUAUGGAGGGCCGGAAAAGGGCGAAACUCUCCCCAGCUCGAAAGGCCCCUCUCAAACCCCCUCUAAAGGCCCCAUCGACAAAAGCCACGACAUCAAAGCCUCUACCCAGGUCACCAGCCGCGAAUAUAGAUAAUAAAUCGCCAGAAACGCUGUUCGUAAGCACUGUGGUUGCCAGACCAAAACUCAAGGCCGACCAAGCGCAAUCAAAAGCACCACGAGCACCGCCAAUGGUUAGCAUAUCACCAAGCAAGAAGUUGCAAUCCGGCACACCCUCUCCUCAGUUGAGCGAUGUGGAUAUGAUGGAUAUGGACCCCGAUUCUAAGUACAUGUCUCCAAAAGGGCUACUGAUGUGGAAAGGACUGCUGAAUUCGGUUGAUGCCAACGAGGAAGGAGAUGCCAUGGAUAUAAGUGUUGAGCCGGUUCAGUCAUCAAGGUCGCAGUUAAAAGCAUCUGUGACAUAUGAGCACAGGAAAUCCCCCUCCAAACUUGGAGGAAUUUCGAAACCCCAGCAAAGCCCUCGUCAUAAACUACCCCGCCGUCGAUUGAUUGACUCUCUAGUGGAACAAAGCAGAGAUCAGGACGACACGGAUGAGGAUGACUCAGAGGAAAACACCUCUGAGUCCAUGCCAGAUGUUUCUCCUUCUCUUGCUCCUCCCUCGACGUUGGAAGAUGUGCCGAUGAGUCAAAGUCUUGCAACAGCGACUCAAGAUCAACCCGACCUUCCCCCAAGCAGCCAGAACUCCCAAACAACCGGCCCAAAAAUCACCUAUAGUCGACAGCGAUCUAUGCUAGCUGAGGCAGAUCUUAUGCAACAACUAGCAUUGGACAUGCCCACGCCCCCAGUUCAAGGCUCUCAAGGCCGGCGCCCUCGUAGAGGAGAAAUACCAAAGCUCCCGUUACCACUUAGUUUUCAAGAAGACGAUGAAGACGGUGAAGGUACAGGAGCUGCUAUCCGCAGUGUGCAUGAAUUGCGACAGGCUGGCGCAAAUAGUCGAUUCUUAGAUGAGGUAGAGGACUUUCUUGACCGGGUUGGAAGUCCCAAUGCCACGAAACCCUCAACGAGAAGAUCUGGUCUUCUAGAUAUCGCAUGCAAACUGAAGGACAAAAACUUUACGAGGCAGUUCCGAGCGAACAAUGUUGAGCAACGCUUAUUCGUGCAUUUGGGCCAAGAGACCGAUGUCAUAGCUGGCUAUCUUAUGGUGUCAAUGCUUGUGACUGUGUUAGUCGAUGGCAGCGUACCCCCCUUCGUAGCACAGCUACGUCGGCAAGGAAUUGCAAGGCUCCUCAUUCGCCUUCUAGAUGUUCAGUCGGGCAUUGUGGCCGUUGCAAAGGAGAGAAAGUCGAACAUGUCGAAGAUUGGUCAAAAACUACUAUCGGAGCACCAUGAAUAUAUGUUACAGCUCCCCAUCUGGGAGGAUCUGCAACCACAAAUAUUAUCGCCGCAGACAAUCGCGUUGAAGUGUCUGGAGAUUAUGGUUCGUCAAACAAGAGAAGCUGGACACGAAGGCGACGUCUUCUCCAAAGAAUUGACGACCAAAAUUUUCGCAAUCUUGAAGUCUGCCCCUGAAGAUAGCUCAUGGGACCUCCCUAGGAGCCAACAAGCGAUUGACUUCCAUCUCGCGCUGUCGGCACUAGAGUCCCAUUCCAUUAGAGCCCGGACGGUUCGCGAUGAGAGUAUUUGGAUCACGGAUUAUCUGCCAAUAAUUGCAGACGCUCUUGAGGUUGGAUUAACACGACCAGUAGACGGGUUUGGGGUGCUCCAGCUUUUGCUUUUGCGCCUGACGCUGAAUGUCACAAACAACAACCCAAAGGCCUCGGAUGUAUUUGCUCGAGAGGUCUUAAUGUCUGCGAUGGGCCAGGCCAUCGUUGCGAAAUUCAAAAUGAUAUUUCGCUUCUUGACCGAAGAAGACUUCUCGGUGGCUGUGGAUCAUCUCAUUUUGGUCUUGGGGGUAAUGAUCAACUUUGCCGAGUGGAGCUCUGCUGCUCGAGAAAGCCUUCAAAAUCUACAGGGCGACACCAGCGAUCCUCUGGAUAGCAUGAUCCAGACGUUUAUAGACAACCAGGAAAGAACUUCCAUGGCGGAGUCAGUUGAAGAGAGCCAGAAGAACGUCGCCUUUGGCUAUUUCUCAGUGCUACUGGGAUAUCUGUCAUUAUUGCCAGCUAUCUCUCAGCGGAUCGAAAACCGACAGAGGAAUACACCUCGUCUCUUAGUAGCGUCAAUCGAGGAAUUCAUCGGCCACCACAAGGCUGUUGACCUCAUUGCAGCAGAUCAAGAAGGAUAUAACCCGCAAACGGGUUUAACGCAGCGAUUAGAAAGUCUUGUAGAUAAAUUAAGGAUGUUAUAG
This is a messenger RNA of Venustampulla echinocandica, 2766 nucleotides long. RefSeq lists its product as uncharacterized. The coding region runs from base 1 to 2766 and encodes 921 amino acids. The transcript has 2 exons. The record is from RefSeq and is a predicted model, not a curated record. Lineage: Eukaryota; Fungi; Ascomycota; Leotiomycetes; Helotiales; Pleuroascaceae. Gene Ontology annotation, biological process: regulation of chromosome condensation.